AUGGAACCGAAGUUGGAACGGGUGCCUCAUUGCGUGCCAGGCCAGCCUGUUCGCUCACCAGAUAAAUGCAACUCUUGCAUUUGUUAUGAAGGAGAAAUAUUUUGCACUAAUUUGCCGUGUCCGGCGCCAAAUUGUACAAAUGGUGAAACUAUACCAAAUCCAGAUCCAUGCAACAAAUGUAUGUGUGACAACAAUAAAGUGGCUUGUUCAGACUUGAUUUGUAUACCAGCGCCACAGUGUAUAGAAAAGAAAUCGUAUCCCCCACAAAACAAGUGCAAUGUUUGCAUGUGUUUGAAGGGGCAUAUCAUGUGUACCACAAAUAACUGUACCAUUGAAAAGAACGAAACGUUCGCAAUAAACGAAACUAUUGUGGAUGAUAGUGGGGAGGAUGUAUUGGCUGCCCCCCUUCGAGCUUCGGCCAGCGUUAAACAUUUCACAACCGGAGAUAGAACAGGUUCAGAAUGUGAUGUUAACCAGCCAGUUUACAAAACAGAUGGUUGCAAUGAAUGUUACUGUUUCGAGGGUCGACUGGUAUGCUCCGAUGUAAUGUGCAUGCGAGGGCCUAAAUGUGUGGAGGGCCAAGAGAUACCUAAACCAGACAGCUGUAACUCCUGCAGAUGUAUUGAAGGACACAUUUUAUGUACGAACCAUGAAUGUCCAGAUACAAUAUCAAAGAAUUCAUUUGGAACAGACCUGCACUCAAGUUUAGAACCUGGUCUCAAUGUUGCCUAUGGAAAGCGCAAGCACCCGGACUGUGAACUUACCCAGGCUAUAAGUGCAUUGUCUAUGGAGUUGAAAAAAGCUAUUUUGGAUCUACGAUCCGACAUGAACAACCAAUUCUUUAAUGUAAAUACGUGUAUUAACGACCUCCGAGAAGAUUUAAAUGCACUAUCAGCUACUUCUUCCCAGAUACAAAAUGAGGUUAAGGAGCUUCGCGGGGAAUAUUCACGCAUGAGGAGAGAUAUUUCAGACUUGCACAAGUGUGAUAGGCGCCUGAAGGAGUUGGAAUCGAGGGCGGGCGACUCUGAGGACAUUGCUAAGAAAAUUUUCGAAGGAAGGUUUGAUGCAUUUGAACAGCAGGCACGACAAUGUAACAUAGAAAUUGCAAAUUUGCCUGAAAAGCGAGGGUGA
Spodoptera litura is the source of this 1131-nucleotide messenger RNA. The record is from RefSeq and is a predicted model, not a curated record. Lineage: Eukaryota; Metazoa; Arthropoda; Insecta; Lepidoptera; Noctuidae.